GGGAGACGGAGGGCGCGGGGCCGCGGGGGCCGCGGAGCUGCCCUGCCGAGCCUAGCCGAGCCAAGGAGGCGGCCCGGAGGCACCCCAGAGAAGCGGGGCCAGAAGGCCUGGCCCCAGCGCCCGGCGAAGCGUGGCAGUCACCGGGGAGGGCCGAGGCCAGCAGCUCCGGGGCCAGCCACCAUGUCCUCCACAGUAAACAACGGGGCGGCCAGCAUGCCCUCCCCGCCCGACGCGGCGAACGGCUUCCCGCAACCGGGCGCCUCGUCGGGGGCCUGGCCGCGGGCAGAGGAGGAGCUGCGAGCCGCGGAGCCGGGACUGGUGAAGCGCGCACACCGCGAGAUCCUGGACCACGAGCGCAAGCGGCGCGUGGAGCUUAAGUGCAUGGAGCUGCAGGAGAUGAUGGAGGAGCAGGGGUACUCAGAGGAGGAGACCCGGCAGAAGGUCAGGACCUUCCGGCAGAUGCUGAUGGAGAAGGAGGGAAUGCUCAUCAGGGAGGACCGGCCUGGGGGCCACAUCGUGGCGGAGACCCCGCGUCUGAUCGAGGGCGCCGAGCCGGGCCUGGAGUACGCGCCCUUCGACGAGGACGACGGUCCAGUGGACUGCGACUGCCCGGCCGCCUGCUACCGCGGGCACCGGGGGUACAGGACCAAGCACUGGUCCAGCAGCUCGGCGUCGCCCCCUCCCAAGAAGAAGAAGAAAAAGAAAGGCGGCCACAGGAGAAGCCGCAAAAAGAGGAGACUAGACUCCGAGUGCAGCUGUGGGAGCUCCUCACCCCUGCGCAAGAAGAAGAAGAGUGUGAAGAAACACCGCCGAGACAGGUCUGAUUCUGGGUCCCGGAGGAAGAGACGGCACAGAUCUCGAAGCCCCAAGAGCAAAAGAAAAGAAAAGAACAAAGAGAGGAAGAGGCCACAUGUAGAGUCCCCUGGCCGGAGGUCCCAUCGCCACAGCAGCGGCAGCUCCCACAGCCCCUCACUCUCCUCCCACUACAGUGAUUCCAGAUCACCCAGCAGGCUGAGCCCCAAGCACCGAGACGACGGGCGGAAGACGGGCAGCCAGCGGUCCAGCGGGAGCCGGUCGCCUUCCCCGUCCGGCGGCAGCGGAUGGGGGUCGCCCCAGCAGAAUGGCGGCAGCAGGCAGCGGAGCGGAGCGCACGGGGGCCGCCCGGGCUCGGCGCACAGCCCGCUCGAUAAGCCCAGCUCGCCCUCGCCCAGGGCCCGCGACCAGGCGGAGGCCGGCGCAGCCACGCCGCCCGCGCAAGGGAAGGAGAGCCCGAGCCCGCGCUCGGCGCCGUCGUCGCAGGGCAGAGGAGGCCGCGCAGCGGGCGGGGCGGCCAGGCGGCGACGGCGGCGGCGGCGACGGCGGCGGCGCUCGCGGUCCUCGGCGUCCGCGCCCCGCCGCAGGGGCCGCCGGCGCGUCCGGCCCGCGCCGCCCCGGGGCUCGUCGCGCUCGCUCAGCAGGGCCCGCUCCAGCAGCGACUCGGGCGGCGGCGCCCCCGGCCCCGGGCCCGAGCCCAGCUCCGAGCGAGGCCACGGCGGACAUGGGAAACGGGCCAAGGAGCGGCCCCCGCGCGCCCGGCUUGCCAGCACCUCCCCGUCCCCGGGCGCGCACGGCAGGCACGGCGGCCCGGAGGGGAAGAGCUCGUCGCGCAGCCCGGGCCCACACCCGCGCUCGUGGAGCUCCAGCCGCUCGCCUUCCAAAUCCCGCUCGCGCUCAGCGGAGAAAAGGACCCGCAGCCCCAGCCGCUCGCCGUCGCCCAAGAAAACCGUGGGCCGGGACAAGGACGGCGAGGGCCGCGCGAGGCACGCCGAGGCCGAGGCUGCCCGCGCCCGGCGCCGCUCCCGCAGCUACUCGCCCAUCCGCAAGCGGCGCCGGGACUCGCCCAGCUUCAUGGAGCCACGGCGCAUCACCAGUGCCCGAAAGCGUCCCAUCCCCUACUACCGGCCCAGCCCCUCAUCCUCCUCCAGCUGCCUGAGCAGUGACUACUCAAGCCGGAGCCCCAGCCGCAGCCCCAGCCCCGGCCACAGCCACGGAAGCUACAGCAGCCGCAGUCGGACCCGCAGCCGCACGCGCAGCCCCUCUCGGACCCCCAGUCCCAGCUACCACAGCCGGAGUAGCUCAGAGAGUGGGGGCUUCUGAGCCCAGCAGACCCAGCUUCAUGCUCUCAACACAGGGAGCAGCAAGGGGUCAGGCCCCAGGGCCCGUGGGGGGCCUGCACCCCACUGCUACAAAGAGGUCCUGGGGCCAGAGAAGACCUUGGGGAUGGAUGCCCUGCAGACAUGGAGGGACUGGAUUCUGCUGCUUCUAGAGGGUCCCCACCCCCACCUCCUGCCUAACCACCAUGUCCAGGGAACAAAGAGCCGUUCUGAACACAGGGAUCACCCUGCCCUCCUUCCUGCUUGAUGCCAGCUCACCAGGCUGGGGACCUCAGCUCAGUGGACCCAAGGAUCCUUUGAAGGUGCCAGACCUAGGAGCCUCCCCUGCCACUCCAGAAGACCCUCAGCUCUUAUCUGUCACCGGGUGGACAUGGAGGUGGGACAGCAAGCAGGAGCUAAGUCAGACAGAAGGAAGGAUGGCCUAACCCCUGGCACACACCAUCCAGGCUGGGGAACUACUCCCUUCUGAGCUGGCAGCAGGAGGACCCUGGCUGAGGGCUGAAGGCUGGCCCCACAGCCUCCCCAAAGCCCUCCCCUAGCCCAGGAGUGCCCAGACUCAGUGGGCCCCUAAGCCUCAGCUUGAGGGUCUGGGAGCUCACCCAUGGUCCCACCUAUCCAAGCCAGGCUUUCCCCUCCUCACCGCAUGCCCUGGGUCAAGGCCAUGCCAGCAGGCCUUCUGCAUGACAAGAGGGGGGACAUACAGACCACAACAGCAUCUGACCCUGAGAUCAAAAGGGGUUGGGGUCAGGAAGUGGAAGAGAGAAGGAGUAGGUGGAAGAGGAGCCUGUGAGGGGGCAAAGCAAUGCAGUCAAUGACUGAGAGGGCCUCAGUGUCCCAGUGUGCCCAGUGGCUGGGACAUGGGCCAGAUGGCAGCAGGCAGAGGAGAGCAUGUGCUUCCGGGCCUGCACAAAGGAGCAGGAGGCCCAAGGCAGUACUUCCUCCUCUCCCAGAGAGGGGUGCUACAGCUCUUUGAAGAAAGGGUAGUAUCUAGACUGAGGCCCUUGGCCUGGGUUAAGGAUGGGGAAGCAGUGGUCCCCAGCCCUCUUCUGCUGCUCCCAGCCCCCUCCUCCUGGGGCCCUCAGGGAUCUCAUGAAGUCUUCCUUGGCCCGACAGGGCAGAUACCCUGGGCUCCGGUUGGGGGAGGGGUCUGGGGUCUGAUCCGGGUUCCUCCCUCUCAAUUUCCCCCUCCUCCGCGGUGCGGAUAAAAAUUGGACUCUAAUAAAACACUUGGUGCCCGGACG
Messenger RNA from Camelus dromedarius (Arabian camel), 3394 nucleotides. It is a transcript of the gene SRRM3, whose product is annotated as serine/arginine repetitive matrix 3. The record is from RefSeq and is a predicted model, not a curated record. The transcript is spliced from 15 exons. Bases 181 to 2136 code for a protein of 651 amino acids. NCBI's taxonomy places the organism in Eukaryota, Metazoa, Chordata, Mammalia, Artiodactyla, Camelidae. Gene Ontology annotation, molecular function: mRNA binding.